AUGGGUCUGCUUAACCUCUCAGAAGUUCUGCGUGGAACGUGGCUCAUCACAGCUAUUACUGUCGUAAAUGCUUGCUCCAUGGCCUGGUUUGGGUAUGACCAAGGUGUCUUUUCCGGAGUUCUCAUCUCCGCAGAUUUCAAAAAGCACUUUCCUGAAACGAAUGAUUCGAAUAUAUCUGGAAUAACUUCAAGUUGUUUCUCGUUGGGUGCUUUCUUCGGUGCCAUAUUCGCAUUUGCCCUAGGAGAUCGAUUUGGUCGGAAAAAAGCGAUAGUUAUUGGUCUGACAUGCAACACCAUUGGGGCAAUUCUUCAAGUUGUAUCUUGGAGCUUGAGUCAAAUGAUUGUCGGACGCAUAAUCAACGGAUUCGGCAUGGGGUUGACAUCAUCAACCUGCCCCGUCUACCAGGCUGAGUGCUCGAAGCCUAAUGUACGGGGAAAGCUGGUUGUUGUAGGCUCCUUGUCAAACACUGCUGCGUUCUGUCUUGCCAAUUGGAUGAACUUUGGUCUUUACUUCCAGGGUGAAGCUCUACAGUGGAGAUUCCCUCUAGGAUUUCAGCUCAUCUUCCCUGUGAUAGUCUCCUUCACCAUGUUAUUUGUUCCCGAGUCCCCUAGAUGGCUACUGCUAAAAGAUAGGCAUGAAGAGGCUCUACAAACACUUGCACGCCUUGAGGGUCCGGCAAAGUCCAUUGACGACAUGGAUGUCAAAGCACAGUUUCUAUCAAUACAGUCGGCACUGGAGAUGGAAAGAAGAGAGCAAGCACCAUUUAUCGACGUUCUUACCGGUCGGGACAAAAUGAAGAAUUUACGGCGAUUACUUCUAUCAUGCGGUACACAAUUCAUGCAGCAAUUUAGCGGCGUGAAUGCACUCGGCUACUAUCUCCCGACAUUAUUGGUACAGAGUGUGGGGCUUGGAGAACAAGAGAGCCGUCUUUUGACAGCCAUUAAUGGAACGACAUAUCUCUGUGCUGCAUUCUGCUGCCUAAUUGUUAUUGAUCUUUUUGGUCGAAGAAAAUUAAUGCUGUACGGGUCGGUGGGCAUGGGCUCCUGCUACUUCAUUGCCGCCAUGUGUUUGAAAGCUGGAGAGAGUAACCCUAUAAAGAAACAGCUGAUGGGUAAAGUCACCACCGCUAUGUUCUUUCUAUAUUAUUUCAUCUAUGGCACAAGCUUUGCCAAAGUUCCAUGGGUGUACAACUCAGAGGUCAACUCGCUUGGCUGGCGCACUAGGGGUGCAGCAGCAGCCACAGGAACAAACUGGAUUUGCGGCUUUAUUGUGACACAAUUUACAAGUAUCGGGGUCAAGAACCUCCACUGGCGCUUCUACCUGAUUUUUGCUGUUAUCUCCUGGACCUUUUUUCCUAUUGUCUUUCUAUUUUAUCCAGAAACCUCGCGCCGUACCCUGGAGGAUAUGGACGAAAUCUUCAUUCGGAAUCCGUCGUUGGUAGUAUGUGGAAAUCGCCAACUCACACAGCGGGAGAGACCGGAGGAGUUUGCCGAGGCAGAGAGGCAGAGAAUUGCGGGUGACAUUGAGCAUGGAAAAGAUGGUUUUUCGAUUUCGACAACUACCCAUCAUGAACGGGUCUGA
Molecule: messenger RNA, 1581 nt
Organism: Penicillium waksmanii
Lineage: Eukaryota; Fungi; Ascomycota; Eurotiomycetes; Eurotiales; Aspergillaceae
Product: sugar porter family MFS transporter
Exons: 7
Coding region: 1-1581 (526 amino acids)
Biological process (GO): carbohydrate transport; transmembrane transport
Cellular component (GO): membrane
Molecular function (GO): carbohydrate:proton symporter activity
Source: RefSeq, a predicted model, not a curated record